AUGUCAAAAAUGUUUCUAUUUUUUUUCCUUCUUCAUUUGUCUUGUAUAAUUUCAUCUUACAAUGAUAUUCUUUCUUUCUUUCUUUCUUUCUUUCUUUCUUUCUUUCUUUCUUUCUUUCUUUGUAAAAAUCUUCUCGUUACAUUCUCCUCUUUUCCUCCAAUCCAGACAAUUUACUUGAAUUUUUCUUCUUCCUCAUUUUCUUUUUUUAAAAUUGAAUAUCUAUCUAUCUAUCUAUCUAUCUAUCUAUCUAUCUAUCUAUCGCAGUGCGUACAUUUUCUUUCUACCUAUCUAUCUAUCUCAGUCUGUUUUCUCAGUCUGUUUGUCUAUGAUUCAAUAUGUCUACCUAUAAACAAUCCAUCUUAUAAUAUUUUUAAAUGUGUUUUUAAUCUAUCUAUCUAUCUAUCUAUCUAUCUAUCUAUCUAUUGCAAGCUGUUAUUUGUCUGUCUCUUAUCUAUCUAUCUAUCUAUCUAUCUAUCUAUUGCAAACUGUUAUUUGUCUGUCUUUUAUCUAUCUAUCUAUCUGUUGCAAACUGUUAUUCGUCUGUCUUUUAUCUAUCUAUCUAUCUAUCUAUCUAUCUAUCUAUCUAUCUAUCUAUCUAUCUCUACUUUAUUAAAUCGGAUAUGUGAUCUGAAUUAA
Messenger RNA from Acanthosepion pharaonis, 636 nucleotides. Lineage: Eukaryota; Metazoa; Mollusca; Cephalopoda; Sepiida; Sepiidae. The record is from the annotation of a GenBank genome assembly.